Molecule: messenger RNA, 1373 nt
Organism: Saccostrea cuccullata (small rock oyster)
Lineage: Eukaryota; Metazoa; Mollusca; Bivalvia; Ostreida; Ostreidae
Exons: 1
Coding region: 48-1373 (441 amino acids)
Source: RefSeq, a predicted model, not a curated record
AACUUGAUGUUUCAGAGAGUUUUCGAAAACUGAAGAUUUAAAGAAAGAUGUCAGACCCAAUCAAGAAAAAGAGGAGACCUCCAAAAUACCUGGAGAAAAUGUUGUUAGUCAAUCACAAAGAAGAUCAAUUACUCCAGGAGAGAUUAGAUGAUAUCCACAUCCGGUCACGCACGCGUGAAAUGCAGUUGGAAAGGGAACGAAUAAAAGUAAGGGAUGAAUGGAAGGAAAGCAGAAGACGACAAAUUCCAGUUGAUUCUAUACCACCUCUGGUGUCUCCACAGAAUCUCCCAGCUUCACGCUUACCUCAAAGGAAAAUAGGGACCGUGGAAAAACCCAAAUUACACAGAGGAACAUCACUACCGGAAGGAAAAGAUUCAGACAAUGUGAAUUCUUACCUUUUGGGGGAAUACAGAAGAAUGUCAGAGGUCAUUCCGUCCAUACUUUUGGCUAUUUCAAAGAAGGACGAGAAAAAGGCAAAAAUGCCAUCACUUUUUCCAUUACAACGAAUUGAUGAGAAAGAACACAGGAACGAGGAACCUGAUCUUCACAGGAUUACCAAGCUGGCGCGAUCUGUGAAGAAAAUAAGGGAAAACAUGUCUUUUCAGAAGAAAAUUGACUUGAACAGACCAAGACUGUCAUUAUCUAAAAUGUUUAAAGAGAUGCACGAACGUCGCUACGAAACGGAUCAGCACACAGAUGGGACCUGUGCUUUAUUGAAACGAAAACUCGAAAAGCGACGAAGGGAGUCGAUGCCAGAACUGGAUAUGACCACUUUACCGAUGCGUCGAACUUCGGACCCCAAAGAACCUUCUGCUUUCCACAAAUCACAGUCUGCUCCAUUGCUUGGUGUUUCCGAUCAAUCAACUGAUCCCACUAUUUACGAAGAAGCUGAAGAAGAAGAUGUUUUCGAAACUGAUUUUGAGGUAAAACUGCCCUCUAGAUUUGAAAGAUCUCAGAGUUUGCAGUUUAACCCAUCUAUUCAAAGACACCAUACGAAUUUAGAAAAAAGAGAAUCUGUGAGUUUAAAUUCUCGAAGUCACAUGCAAAAACGGCAUUCAGUCUCCUCGGGAAUUGCUCGCCCAUCUGGCCAGCAACCUCCUCCUCGAAAGAGACAUUCCAUUGCAACCGUUCCCCGGCCAUCGUCUUUACAGCUUCCUAAGUUUAAUCCACGUCAGACGGGAAGUCUUGUAGGAGCGCCUCACAGGAGGUUUGAUUCCCAUGCCAAUGCCGAAUUCAUAGACGAAGACGAACUUCGAGCAAAACAAAGAGUUGCCAUUGAGCUUCAGAAAUUUGAAAGGAUUCGGCAAAAAGUUGAUCGGUUUAUGUCACCAGAAAACUUAGGUCUAAAAAGAGGAUAUACACUUUUUACGUAG